Molecule: messenger RNA, 357 nt
Organism: Monomorium pharaonis (pharaoh ant)
Lineage: Eukaryota; Metazoa; Arthropoda; Insecta; Hymenoptera; Formicidae
Exons: 1
Coding region: 137-337 (66 amino acids)
Biological process (GO): mitochondrial respiratory chain complex I assembly
Cellular component (GO): mitochondrion
Source: RefSeq, a predicted model, not a curated record
GGGUACAACGCUUGCUAUGUGCGUGUUUUUUAGCAAACCUAUUUAUGAUAUAUUCUUUCGUAAACUACCAGAAAAUUCUGAGCAGAAAAAAGUUCGCGAUUGAGUUUAAGUCCACAUAGGUAGUUUGCAUGAAAGAAUGGAGACAGUAGUAAAAAAAGCGAAGGGAAGAUUGAAACAGUAUCCUAUCCUAUUAGCUCGAUGUCAGGAAUCAGCAUCAAGGUACGCAUCUUGCGUGCUGGCGGAAUCAAAUUUAGAGAAGAACGCUUGCGCCGCGGAGUUUAACGAAUUGAAAAAAUGUCUUGUUAAAGCCGCUGCGAGUAGCAAUACGAGAUUAUAAAUGAGCUUGAGUGAUCAGUA